UCCUCUCCUCUCUCUCUCUCUCUCUCUCUCUCUGGUUUCGAUUAGGUCCUUUUGUCGGCCCAAUAGUAAAGUGUUUUCUUCCUUGUCUUAGAGUCUUUGAUUCUGUCAAAGGGGUUUCUUCAAGUAGUUGUGGUUGUGCUGCUUUAAUUUGUUGGCCGGGGGUUUGGUGUGUUCACUCUCAUUUUCAGUCUUCAAUUUUUUUUUUUUUGAAGUUUGAAAACUUUGAUCUCGUUCUUCUUGAUAAAUCUAGUGUUGGGCUUUCAGGAUUUUCAGCGGCGGAGUCUCUCUCUAGGGUUUGUUUUCUUAGAAGUUCUUUUGCUUUUAAAUUACGGUUCUUCGCAAGCAAUUUCUGUUCUCGCCGAUCGAGCUCAUCUGAAAACGCCGGUCUGUUUUUUGCAGACUUGAAAAGUUUUGCAUCCAAGCUGAGGUUGCUGUCUCUUGGCUUUUAUCACUUUCCAGUCAAAUUUAUAUGGUGUACGUAGCUUUAAAGAAAAGUAGUCUAGGUAUAUUUCUUCUUGUUUAGGAAUCCUUUUGGUUUAAUUCAGUAAAGCUCUUUCACCAGUACUAGAGAUUAGACCAGUUUCCAAGCAUGGCUCCAUCAGGCAAAAGAAUUAAAGCAAGAAGAAGAAGCAGCACAACAAAACCCAGAAGAAGAAGAACCCAUUACAAGAAGCUCUCCAAGAUUCAAGAAACUCCCCUUGAUAUGGCAGCAGCCACCAGUGCUACUUCCUCCUCCAUCAUCACCUAUUCAAAGACUAUCAAGAGAAAAACUACUACUUUAAUUCCCAAUGAUUCCAAUAGCUGCAGCCAAACACCGGAAAAGAAGUCGGUUUACGAUUCCAAUAGCUGCAACCAGACACAGCUGGAAAACGUUUCGGUUGUUUCUCCCGAUAGGAACGGAGCGUGCUCCAUUAAUGGUGCUCAUGAAGUCAUUUCCAGUACUACUACUGGGUGCUCAACUCCCAAAGGCCAGCGGUUCCGAAUACCGGAGAUUUUAACGUGUCCCCGGGCACCCAUGAAGCGAAGAGCUUUGCAGAAUUGCUCAGUGAGAAGAGGCCCAAUAGCUUUCUUUGCUCCUCCAGAUAUAGAGCUCUUCUUUCUCUUUGCACUCGGCCAUGUCCCAGCAGCCUGACUUGUUUUUGCCCUGUCUUCAUUUUUUUUUUAAAGUAAGAUGAUAUAUCAUGCCGUUAGCUUUUUAGUUUGAGUUCUUCAUGAGUUUGAUUGAGUCUGAGAACUUGUGAGUUCUAUCUUAGGGUACUGUAGGGUAUACUAAUGAGAUAAUUUUAGGUUGUGGGUUUGCUCAAGUUUUUUUUUUUUUAAAAUUUUUUAUUUGGUCAGCUCAUAUUGUUUUAGUUUGUAGCUGAUUUGCUGGGUGUUACUUAGAUUUUUUUUUGGUGGGUUUCUUUUUUUUUUUUUUUUUUUUUUGUGGGGUUUGAUUAAUUGAGGUUGAAGUUGCCAGUGUUUGUAUUUUAAGUCAACCUGAGAAAGUAAAAUAAUAGACUUAAUUACUUUUGUAUUUCA
Messenger RNA from Rhododendron vialii, 1521 nucleotides. RefSeq names its product cyclin-dependent protein kinase inhibitor SMR9. The transcript has a single exon. The record is from RefSeq and is a predicted model, not a curated record. Bases 590 to 1132 code for a protein of 180 amino acids. Gene Ontology annotation, biological process: regulation of DNA endoreduplication. NCBI's taxonomy places the organism in Eukaryota, Viridiplantae, Streptophyta, Magnoliopsida, Ericales, Ericaceae.